Messenger RNA from Anolis carolinensis (green anole), 3136 nucleotides. Its product is annotated as zinc finger protein ZFP2-like. Gene Ontology annotation, biological process: urogenital system development; embryo development; regulation of transcription by RNA polymerase II. The record is from RefSeq and is a predicted model, not a curated record. The transcript is spliced from 2 exons. Gene Ontology annotation, molecular function: RNA polymerase II transcription regulatory region sequence-specific DNA binding; DNA-binding transcription factor activity, RNA polymerase II-specific. Bases 1663 to 2439 code for a protein of 258 amino acids. Gene Ontology annotation, cellular component: nucleus. NCBI's taxonomy places the organism in Eukaryota, Metazoa, Chordata, Lepidosauria, Squamata, Anolidae.
CGCCGGGGUUAACCCCCUCGGGCCCGGGCCGGGCGGCUUCAGAAGCACGUGGGCCGAGUUCAGAGGGCCCUUCCUUCCUCGCCUCCUUCGGACACUUUCUUAUGCAGAGAGAGAGAGAGAGAGAGAGGUGUUGUCGAAGGCUUUCAUGGCCGCAAUCACUAGGUUGCUGUGAGUUUUCCGAGCUGUCCGGCCAUGUUCCAGAAGCAUUCUCUCCUGACGUUUCGCCUGCAUCUAUGGCAAGGUUGUGAGGUCUGUUGGAAACUAGGCAAGUGAGGUUUAUACACCCGUGGAAUAGUGCCCAGGAAGAGAAUGAUCUUUGCCCAAUCGGGGCACGUGCCUCCAGAGCUCUGCCAAUGUGGCCUGCGCGCGCCCCAGCGGCGCGACACGGGUUCUCGUCUCGUCUGAACACGCAGCGCCGCUUGGUACCAGCAAGGCUUUUUUUUUUUUAAUUCGUUUGUUUUGGCAAACCUUUCUGUGAGCCAUCAGAAGCUAUCUAAAACCUCUGUGACCCAGAGAUGCCACUGAGUGGGCCCCUUUUCCUCCUGGGGUGGAGGAGGCGACGUAUUUCCUUUCCCAAGGUGUGCCACAAACUGGCCCAGCGCAUCUGUAUCCUCAUUUUGGAAUGGGCUGUUGAAAAACCUAGUGCUUUUGGGUUGUGAGUUUUUCGGGCAGUAUGGCUAUGUUGAAGAAGCAUUCUUUCCUGACAUUUCAUCCACAUCUAUGGCAGGCAUUUGAAACUGGUCAAGUGAGGUUUAUAUAUCUGGAAUGUUCAGGGUGGGAGAGAGAACUCUUGUCUGCGUGAGGCAAGUGUGAAUGUUGUGAUUCACCUGGAUUAGCAUUGAAUAGCAUUCAGCUUCAAAGCCUGAUUGCUUCCUGCCUGGGGGAAUCCUUUGUUGGGGGGUGUUAGCUGGCCCUGAUAGUUUCUUGUCUGGAAUUCCCCUGUCUUUUGAGUUUGUUCUUUAUUUACUGUUCUGAUUUUGGAGUUUUUAAAAUACUGGUAGCCAGAUUUUGUUCAUUUUCGUGGUUCCUCCUUUCUGUUGAAAUUGUCCACAUACUUGUGGAUUUCAGUGGCUUCUCUAUGUAGUCUGACAUGGUGGUUGUUAGAGUGGUCCAGCAUUUCUGCGUUCUCAAAUAAUAUUUUGUGUCCAAGUUAGUUCAUCAAGUGCUCUUCUAUGGCUGACUUCUCUGGUUGUAUUAGUCUGUAGAGCCUAUUGUGUUCCUUGAUUCAUGUUUGGGCAUCGCUGCGUUUGGUGGUCCGAAGCGAUCUGAGGCCUUUGUGAGUCAGAGAUGCCAAGCCCAUGGGCACUGAGUGGGCCCCCUUUCCUCCUAGGGUGGAGGAGGCGACAUCUUUCCUUUCCCAAGAUGUGCCACAAACUGGACCAGCGCACCUGUAUCCUCUUUUUGGAAUUGGUUGAUGAAAAGUGUAGUGCUUCCCCCCCCCCCCCAAUAUGUUUCUUUUCCUCUUCUCUCCAGUCCCCAAGCCAGGAAUUGAGGACUGUACAGAGCCACUCUUGGGUGCGGUAAGAAGACCAAUAAUAUACAAAGAAUAAAUCCUCUGAAGGUGAUGAUCUUGCUGAAGUUUUGACCUCACUUACACAUAAGAAAGGAAAGUAGAAGAGUCAAGUAUCUGUAUUGCAAUUCAACACCCAUUUCACUGUUGACAUGACAGAGAAACCCUAUAAAUGUGUGGAGUGUGGACAGAGCUUUACUCAGAAUGGACAUUUACGUACACAUCAAAGGACACACACUGGGGAGAAACCCUAUAAAUGCCCGGAGUGUGGACAGAGCUUCAGUGAGAGUGGAAGUCUACGUACACAUCAGAGGACUCACACCGGGGAGAAACCCUAUAAAUGCCUGGAGUGUGGACAGAGCUUCACUCAGAGUGGAAGUCUACAAAAACAUACAAGGAUUCACACUGGGGAGAAACCCUAUCAAUGCCUGGAGUGUGGACAUAGCUUCGCUGAGAAUGGAAGUCUACGUAAACAUAAAAGGACUCACACUGGGGAGAAACCCUAUCAAUGUCUGGAGUGUGGGCGGAGCUUCCGUGAGAGUGGAAAUCUACGUACACAUCAAAGUACUCACACCGGGGAGAAACCCUAUAAAUGCCUGGAGUGUGGACAGAGCUUCACUCAGAGCGGAAGUCUACGCUCACAUCAAAGGAUUCACACUGGGGAGAAACCCUAUAAAUGCCUGGAGUGCGGAAUUAGCUUUACUUGUAGUGCAAGUCUACGCUCACAUCAAUGGAUUCACACUGGGGAGAAACCCUAUACAUGCCUGGAGUGUGGACAGAGCUUCACUCAGAAUGGACAUCUACGUACACAUCAAAGGACUCACACUGGGGAGAAACCUUAUAAAUGCCUGGAGUGUGGACAGAGCUUCACUCAGAAUGGAAGUCUACAAAAACAUAAAAGGAUUCACACUGGGGAGAAACCCUAUUAAUGCCUGGAGUGUGGACAGAGCUUCAGUGCGAGUUCCCAUCUACACAGGCAUCAGAGAAUAGUCAUCAUUGUCACCAGAGUGUCUUUCUAACAUGUACAAAAGCAACUAGAUUAUGAAGAACUGCAAAUUCGCCAAAAUGUACAAACCGAGAACAAUACGGGCACAUGUCAGUUGUAAGAUUAAUUGGAAAAGUGAUAUCUAAAGUAGAAGUGUGAUUAUAUAUUUUACUAGCUGUGCCCAGCCACGCGUUGCUGUGGCAAAGUGGUGGUGGUAUUGGUUUAAAAUUGUUGUGUAAUUUUUAUUUGACAUUAUUUGUAUUUUUUAAUUAAUUUUAUUGUAAGUUAUCUUUUUGUUGUUACGGUAUUUUAUUGUAUUAAUUUUUUAAGUGUUUUUAAUUAUUUUUAGUGUUUUUUAUUAUUUUUAUUGGGUUGCUAGGAGACCAAGUUGGAGGAGCUUAGCCUUCUAACUGGCAGCAAUUGGAUAAAAGCAAUUAUUCCUCUCUCUCUAAUUAGGACUUUAUUUUUCUUUUCUUUUUUGUUGUAUCAACCUAGAGCCGUGGAUGAUGGGUUGUGUCGUCAAAUUUUGAGGUUGGGGGGCCUGUAGUUUUGUUGUUUUGUGGGUCGCCGUGAUGCCAUCACUCUUUUAUAUAUAUAGAUAAAUGUGAAUUAUGGAAAAAAGAAUAAAAAAUAGAAGUCCA